AUAUCCGUCCUUGAUGCACAUGUGUCUCGCAAGGCUGCAGAAUCGUUUGCAGCAUUGAUAAUGUAAUUUUCGCUGUGUCUGGGUUCGACCAAAGCGUCGAUUUCUACCGGGAUCACCAUGCUAAAAAUGUUGCAUGGAGACACAUAUUGCCAAUAUGAUUGGAUUACCUGGUUAGUUGAAUGUGAAAGAAUUAGCUGGAAAGUGGAAGAUAGGUGCUGGCAAUUAGCUAAACGAUCUAGCAAAGUGGUUAGCUUUGUAGUUAGCUGGUUUGGCUGUUUUAUGAACGUCUGUUUGUAACAACGCACGAGUUGAAAAUACGGAAUUCUUGCGGUAUACAGAACGCACUGCAGCAUCACCAACCCAGCGUUGCGGACUGCUUCAUUAACAAUACGACUUCAGCCGGAACACAUAGUUUGCAAUUUCUGGACAUGAGGCUUUAUGAGAUUCUGCAAAUGUAACGAAACAGAGGAGGAUCUACCUAAAUGUGUCCAAUAUAAACGUUCCAACGCGUUUUCCGUUUGGAGUAAACGGUUGCUACAGACGAAACGAUUUGCAACAGAAUAGGCGUAAAUGAAUACACCCGAGGUCUCAUUCGACACUUCCGAUUUUGAACGAAAGGGGUGGCGGCAAAUAAUAACAACAAAGCGGGGUAUGCAACGGGCAGACUCCCUGGUGAAACGUUUCUGACAGCCAUUGCUAGAUAAGUCUAGUAAGACAACCAGAAACACUUUGUUAAAAAAGAAAGCUAGCUAGCCAGUUCUAACUUACACAAAUGCCAUUAUGGCAUCGAAGUCCGACCAACUUCUCAUCGUGGUGUCCAUUCUUGAAGGUCGUCAAUUCCCAAAGAGCCAGCGCCACAACCUUAUAGUACAUGCAAAGUUUGAUGGAGAGCAGUUGGCUACAGACCCUGUUGAUCACAAGGAGCAGCCUCAGUUCUGCACAGAGUUGGCCUGGGAACUUGAUCGCAGGACCUUGCACCAGCACAGACUCCAGCGCACACCCAUCAAACUACAGUGCUAUGCUGUUGAUACAACCACAUCUGUGAAAGAGUGUGUUGGAUAUAUUAUUCUUGAUUUAAGAUCUGUGCAAGAAAUCAAACAGGCUCCUAAAUGGUAUCCCUUACUAAGCAGCAAGUACACAAAGUUGAAGCCAGCCAUUCUGCUCACCAUUGCACUGGAGAAUGACACCAAACAAACAGAGUUGUCACUAGAACGAUUCAAGGCCAAAAAAGCACCACCAAGACAAGGUUCUCCUGUGUUGAGUAACCUUUUACCAGAGAAACUAGAGGCUGUUCUGAAAGAGGAUGAAGGAUAUCACCAGAUUGGACAUCAAGAUUAUUGCACUGACUUGUUUGUUUUGUCUGUUACUGUGGCCUUUGCUACCAAGCUUGAACAGUUGAUUCCCAGUACGAUGAAGCUGGUCGGUGAAGGGUCUGAGUUUUUCUUCUAUUAUACCCUGCUGGGUAACGACAUCACCAGUGAACCUUUCCAAAACCUGAUUAGCCCCAGCUUUGAGCCAGAGAGGGCCUCGGUCCGAAUCCGCAGCAGUGAUCCGGUUCUACUGGCCUUUCUCAGCCUGCAGCCCAGUCUUCAGGUCCACCUCUGCUGUGGGAACCACUCCCUUGGCAGCACAGAGGUCUCCUUGGCUGGCCUGGCUAAGAGCAGUGUGGACCUGGAGAAGCAGGUGGCCACAGUGGAGGGGGCCUUCAUUCUCCAGCCUCCUAACCGAGCCAAGCAAAGCUUGCCUCCUGUCCCCAUGGAUCUGCAGCCCACUGUGGGGGUGUCCAUCACACUCAGGAGAGAGGCUCUCACUACUCCGGUGGGAGCUAAUGCAGAGGGAGAUGGUCCUCUGAUUCCACUGAAGACCGGGACUGUGGAGCACGUCCUCCCUCCAUCUCCCCCUGCUGAAAAGUGGCCCCGAACUCCCUCACCUGGCAUAAAGUCCCCCAUUAAGUCUCCCACGUCCCUAGCGGAGUCCCCUCCCAACCCCCUCACAGAAAGCGAGGCUAACAGCCUGCAGGUAGAAGCUGACUUGCAGGCUCAACCUCUCCCAACUGGUUCGGUCCUUGCCCCGUGCCAGGUUGAGGACGAGCCUGAAGGAGGCCUGUCCUCGGUCAGCGUCUCUGCACCAAAGAUAGCCAUCCCCUCCUCGGCACAUCACUACUGUUUCUCCAUGGACCUGCGCAGUGUCCGCAACAUAAACCUGGGCUUCCCUGUCAGCUGCACACUCCGGUAUGCAUACCAGUUUUUCGGGAGUGCCGCCCCCAUCAUGACCAACCCCCCAGUGGAGGUGAAGAGGAACAUGGAGGUGUUCCUACCCCAGUCGUACUGUGCCUUUGAUUUUGCCGCUCUACCUCACCAAGUCCAGGACACCUUCCUCAGGGUGCCCCUAGUGGUGGAGGUGUGGAACAAAAAUACCAGCUCCAGAGACAUUCUCCUGGGCACGGCCAGCAUACAGCUGUCCCACCUCCUGACUGCAGAGAAGAGCCGCUUCCUGGGCCCCAUGGGCCAGCAGCACUGGAGGCAGACCUUCUCCGAGAGGAUCCCAGUCAUAAAGGCCCAAGGGAUUUCAGCGGCAGGGACUGGGCCCAGUGAAAAGGUGGCUGAGCUGUGCUACGUCACAACCCUGGAGAACCUUGGUUUAGUCAAAGUCCAAGAUAUCGUCAUGUCUGAGUCCUCCCAGAAUGGGUAUUCUGUGGCACAAAAGACGGUGCCAGCUCUGCGACCAGCUCCUCCCAGCAGUGCAGGCAGAGUCCCCACCGAGCCCCGCGAGACGCUGGAGUACAGGGCUGCCCUGGAGCUGGAGAUGUGGAAGGAGAUGCAGGAGGAUCUCUUUGAUGACCAGCUGAAGAAGAAAGAGCUGGGCCAUAUGCAGGCGUUGGCCGAGGAAUGGAAGAAGAGGGAUCGGGAGCGCGAGUCUCUGGUCAGAAAAAAGGAGGUAGAGUACAACAUCUUGGAGGAGCAGCUUCAGAAGAUUCUGGCUGACCUGGAGAAGAGAGAGAAGCAUCUAGGCCAUGCAGAAAUGGAGAUGCAGCGCUUGCAGAGAGAGAUGCGGGCUGAGCACGAGUUAAGCAUGUGCAAGCUGCAGGAGAGCGGCCGGCGGCUCCGCGAGGACUGCACUCACCAGGUGGAUCUGGAGAGGUCAAGGGUCAGACAGCUGGAGGAGGAGCGGGGCAGGCAGCAACAGCAGAUGCUGGAUGCAGAGAACAAAUACAAGCUGUUGGAGAAGGAAUACCAGCAGUUUCGGGAGCAGCAGAGCAUUCGCCCUGAGAUCAGACUACAGUCUGAGAUCAACCUGCUAAGUCUGGAGAAGGUGGAACUUGAAAGGACACUGGAAUCGACGACAAAGUCGAAACUUCAUUACAAGCAGCAGUGGGGGCGUGCUUUGAAAGAACUGGCCAGAUUCAAACAGAGAGAGCAGGAGAGCGCCAUGACACGGCUGAAGAAGCAGCAGCAGGAGCUGGAGACCAUGAGGCUGCGCUACCUGGCAGCCGAGGAGAAGGAAGCCGUCAAAAGCGAGAAACACGAGCUGGAGGACAUCAGGAAUGAGCUGAACAGGUUAAAACAACAGGAGGACAAGAAGCCAUGGGGCAGCAGCUCUGCCGGCCCCGCCGUGUCUCUCAACGAGAGCGCCGAUGAUCACCUCAGCCGGCUGUUGGAGGAGAGAGACACUCUGUUACGCACAGGCGUGUAUACACACGAAGACCGCAUCAUCAGCGAGCUCAACAGGCAAAUCCAAGAGGCCAUGGCACACAGGGUGGACCACUAGUCUAGCAUCUCAUGCUAAUGCAUGAUAGAAAACCAGCCAUCAGACUCAUCUAAAUGUGAAGUGUUGAUCAAUUCCUAAUUCCAAUUCCUAGUGUGCCAAAUGGUCCGAAUUGGACUAUCAGAUCACUUCAAGCUCCAGGGACAGUAAAAAGUUAGCACAAAGGCAGAACUUGAAGGAACAAGUGAGUGUCUGCCUUUGCAAGGGAUUGACUUUGUUUUGUGUAAGUGUUUUUGGUUAUUUUUCCAUUAUCAUUUUGGCUUUCUUUGUUACAUGUGUUUUUAUUACUACUACAUACUAAUGUUAUUAUUAGACUAUAUUAUUUGUUUUAUACUAUGGGCUAUGUCCACAUUUUAGAGAUGAUUGUGGAAAGGGAAAGGCCUAAAAUUAUUUUACCAAGCGUUACAUUCCCAAUGGAUAUGGUUUAAAUUAUUAGAACGAAAGAGGUCACUAGUGGUUGAAGGUUCGUUGGUGUUUAUACUGAAUAAGUUGUCUGUAUACACCAGGUGGCGCUGUAACAUCAGCAAAGCUACAUGUAAAUUUACCAGCUUAUUUUUAUUUUUUCAGAUCCAGAAUUAGUGUGAUAAUUAUUUGUUUGUCAUGACCAACAUGCAUAGACGAUUCUUGAAUGUAUAUUGAUUUGUGUGUAUUAAAUAAAUUAUUUUGGGAUUAUA
Messenger RNA from Oncorhynchus gorbuscha (pink salmon), 4439 nucleotides. RefSeq names its product centrosomal protein of 120 kDa. Gene Ontology annotation, biological process: centrosome cycle; positive regulation of centriole elongation; interkinetic nuclear migration. Bases 781 to 3768 code for a protein of 995 amino acids. Gene Ontology annotation, cellular component: centriole; centrosome. Lineage: Eukaryota; Metazoa; Chordata; Actinopteri; Salmoniformes; Salmonidae. The record is from RefSeq and is a predicted model, not a curated record. The transcript has 20 exons.